Microcebus murinus (gray mouse lemur) is the source of this 2447-nucleotide messenger RNA. It is a transcript of the gene PRAM1, whose product is annotated as PML-RARA regulated adaptor molecule 1. Gene Ontology annotation, molecular function: protein binding. The record is from RefSeq and is a predicted model, not a curated record. Gene Ontology annotation, cellular component: plasma membrane. Gene Ontology annotation, biological process: protein localization to plasma membrane; T cell receptor signaling pathway; integrin-mediated signaling pathway. Lineage: Eukaryota; Metazoa; Chordata; Mammalia; Primates; Cheirogaleidae.
AUGGCCCAUGAGACAUCUGCCCCCGUAACCGGCCAUCCCCGCCUCCCUUCCUUCCUCCUCUGCCUUCCCCUCCCUCUCCCCGGCAGCCCCCACCCCGUGUGCUGGCCCGUGGAGCAGAAGCCACAGUCACUUCCUGAAGGCAGCAGCCCCAGCUCGGGUCCCCAUCGCCCAGUGGCCCAUCACCUGCCCGCAGCCAUGGAGGGCCAUCAGGACUUCCGGAGCCUCCAAGCAAAGUUCCAGACCUCUCAGGCCGAGGCCAGCGAACACCCCAGAAAACCCCCGAAGCCUGACUUCAGCAAACUCAGGAAGGUUCCCCAGCCUGAGCUAAGCGAGGAGCCCAAGAGAGCCCCGCAGCCUGAGUUCCGCGCACUGUCCUUGAAGCCCCCGCAGCCUGAGCUCGCUGACCACCCCAGGAAGCCUUCCAAACCUGAGCCCGGCGAAGUCCCCAAGAAGCUCCCACAGUUCGAGGCCACUCAGUUUCCCAAGAAGCCCCCGCAGCCUGAGUUUACAGACUUCCCCAGGAAGCCCCCGCAGCCUGAGUUCAGUGAACUCUCCAAGAAGUUCCCAAAGCUCGAGGCCACUCAGUUUCCCAGGAAGCCCCCGCAGCCCGAGGCGGAUGAGGGCCCUGGGAAGGCCUUGCUGCCGGAGCCCGGCACACACGUCCCCAAGCCCCUGCAGCCCGAGCUCAGCAAACCCGCCAGGCCCCCCUCUGAACCCAAAUUCAGCGCAUUCCCCAGGAAGUUCGCACAGCCCGAGUCCAGUGAGAGCCCCCUGAAGCCCUCGCAGCCCGAGUUCGGUGCCUUUCCCAAGAAGCCCCCGCAGCCCCAGGUCGCAGGCCUGCCCAGGAAGUCCCUGCCGCAGCCCGAGUUCGGGGAGGUCCCUCAGACGCCCCCCUGGAAGCCGGAGCCCAGCGAGCCCCACCCCCACUCCCCGAAGCCCGACCUCAGCGCGGUUCCCAAGAAGCCCCCACAGCCCGAGUUCAGCGUGUACCCUAAAAAACCCCCGCAGCCCCAGGUCGCAGGCCUGCCCAGGAAGUCCGGGCCGCAGCCCGAGUUCGGCGAGGUCCCUCAGACGCCCCCCUCGGGGCCUGAGCCCAGCGAGCCCCACCCCCACUCCCCGAGGCGGGACCCCAGUGCGCUUCUCAAAAAGCCCCCGCAGCCUCUUCCGGGUGACCGCCCCCAGAAGGCCCUGCCGCCCGCGUUUGGAGACCUGACCAGGACGUCCUCGGAGCCUGAAGUCAGUGUCCUUCCUAAGAGGCCCCGGCAGCCCGAGCCCAAGGCGCCUUCCAGGAAGCCCCCGCAGCAGCCCGAGCUGGGCGGUCUCCCCAGGACGUCCUCGGAGCCCGAGUUCAACUCUUUCCCCAGGAAGUUUCUGCAGCCCGAGCGCCCAGGGCCACCCCGCAAGCUGUCACAGCCUGAGCCCAGUGCUCUGCCCAAGAGGCACCUGCAGACGGAGCUCUUCGGUGACCUCCCUAGAAAGCCCCUGCUCCCCAGCUCGGUUUCCGAGAGCUCGCUGCCCGCUGCCGUCGCGGGCUCCAGCCACCGGCUUCUGUUCAGCCCUGGGUUCGGGGGCCCCGGGACACCCCGCUGGAGGUCAGGAGGCCACAAACCCGGCCAGCCACCCCGGAGGAGGCCUCUGCCCUCUGUCAGCAGCCUGGGACCCCCUCCGGCCAAGCCUCCGCUGCCCCCAGGCCCCUUAGACAUCCAGCGCGUGUGGAGACCGCGCAGGGCAGCCGCAGAUCUGCGCAGGACCCGCUCCUCUGCCUCCUCUGCGGGGAUCCGCUUCCAGGCCCGACAGCAGGACCCGGAUGAGAUCUAUGAGAUGUACGACGACGUGGAGCCCACGGACGACGCUGGUCCCAGCCCCAAGGGCAGAGGCGAAACGCCACUGACCCAGCAAGCCGCCAGGAGGCCACCACAAGCCCCCGCGCCCAGGAAGGAGAAGGCCUCCCAGCCACCGCAGGUGCCGCCCACGGACCCGAAGUUGCUGAAGCAGAUCAGGAAAGCGGAGAAAGCCGAGAGAGAGUUCCGGAAGAAGUUCAAGUUCGAAGGGGAGAUUGUGGUUCACACGAAGAUGAUGAUCGACCCCAACGCCAAGACGCGGCGCGGGGGCGGCAAGCACCUGGGCAUCCGGCGCGGGGAGAUCCUGGAGGUGAUCGAGUACACCAGCGCGGAGGAGAUGCUGUGCCGGGACCCCAAGGGCAAGUAUGGCUACGUGCCCAGGACGGCCCUGCUGCCCCUGGAAACGGAGGUGUACGACGACGUCGGCUUCUGGGACCCUCUGGAGAGCCAAGCGCCGCCCCGAGGACCGUGAAGCUGCAGGCCUGGGCACCCAGGACGGCCACCAGCCCAGCACCCACUCACCCAGGAGGCCCGCACCCCGGCUCGGCGGAGUCGCAGGGAUGCCCAGGCUCCCGUCUGGCCCCAUAAAGCCCCUCUUUAAAGCAA